GCGAGAUAUGUCAAGCCUUUAUUUGUUAUAAUUGUGAGGAUCAUGGCGUACAGCUGAUGAAAACCCCAAAUUAACAAUCUCAGAAAAUUAGAAUAUUAAAUGAAAUCAGCAAAACAAGGACUGCAAAUAGAGCAAUAUUGGACCUCUGAGAAGUAGAAGCAUGCAUAUGUACUCAGUACUUGGUUUGGGCCCCUUUUGCAUCAAUUACUGCCUCAAUGCGGCAUGGCAUGGAUGCUAUCAGCCUGUGGCACUGCUGAGGUGUUAUGGAAGACCAGGAUGCUUCAAUAGCCGCCUUCAGCUCUUCUGCACUGCUCGGACUCAUGUCUCUCAUCUUUCUCUUGGCAAUGCCCCAUAGAUUCUCUAUGGGGUUCAGGUCAGGCAAGUUUGCUGGCCAAUCAAGCACAGUAAUCCCAAAGGCAUUGAACCAGGUUUUGGUACUUUUGGCAGUGUGGGCAGGUGCCAAAGUCCUGCUGGAAAAUGAAGUCAGCCUCCCCAUAAAGCUCGUCUGCAGAAGGAAGCAUGAAGUGCUCCAAAAUCUCCUGGUAGACGGCUGCGUUGACCCUGGACUUAAUGAAGCACAGUGGACCAACACCAGCUGAUGACAUGGCUCCCCAAAUCAACACAGACUGUGGAAACUUCACACUGGACUUCAAGCAUCUGGCAUUGUGUGCCUCCCCAUUCUUCCUCCAGACUCUGGGUCCUUGGUUUCCAAAUGAGAUACAAAAGCUGCUCUCAUCAGAAAAGAGAUUUGCAUGUCAUGAGUCUAUGUCAUAUAUUAGUUUCAACUUUUAAGUUGAAUUAUUGAAAUAAAUGAACUUUUUCAGGAUGUUCUAAUUUUCCGGGUUUCACCUGUAAACUGCAGCUUCUGUUUUCAAAUUGGAUGGAAGCUGGUUUGAGGGAAACCACAUUAUCUCAAGAAACUACAGAAUACAGAUGGAUUGUGGCUAACAUCAUGCGUACUCAGCUUCAAACACCAGCAGUGGAAGCGAGCGGGAGCCUGAGUAACCUGUAACGUGAACAUAUCCGAAGCCCUGUUGUUUUAACAUCUUGGUCCUGUACAUGUUUGUUCAGAAGAAAGUCCCACAGAUUUCAGCCUGUCUUAAAUCAUAGAAAGCGUGUGCUACUCCGACUUGCAGUGGCAGCACAAGCGAUUAUGUAACUGGAUUCCUCCCAUUGUAAUUUUAUCUUCACACCCGGGGACAUCUUCAAAGUGUAAGCUUUCUGUUGUUAGUCAGGCACUUCAAAAGAAUCACUCCUUCUUCAAAGGGUUUUCUUCCCCGUUAAUGGAGGAGUUCAGACUGAUUGGGGUUGGGCUUAGUCAUCAACAAGCUUGCUAUUCUCUCACCACUUAGAGGCACACAGCCUAGUGACAGUCUCUGCCAAAUUUUAAUCGGAACAGACUAUGGUCUGGGACACCCAAACACUCUGUAUGUUUUAGAGGUUCAGGACAUGCUUAGUCCUAUUGAUUCCAAUUUUGGGGUGGGGGACGUGGAAUCAGUUAGAGCAUUGGUUUCUAAGAUUCUAUCAGCAGAAGACCAUGAUCGUUAAACAGAUCUGCAAUCCAAUGCACAGUCAGUUGGGAAUAAGCUGAAUUAAACACACCUAUUUCUGGGCAGAUAUGUAUAAGAUGGCACUGUAAGAAACUCAGCACCCUGGUUUCAGGGACAGGGCAGAAUGUUUCAGUGCUUCUGAAUUCUUCUGCCCUAAUGUCAAAGCUGUGCUGGCCAAGAACCAGAUUUGGUCUAAUAAGAAAUCAUUGCCAUACAGUGCAGGGUGGAAUCCAAACACAGCAGUGGGAUAUUAUCUUUAUAAGGACCAAACAAAAUGCCACAAAGCCACAAGAAGUUUUUUUUUGCAUUCUCCAAAACUCUCCUUUAAGCUAGAUGCUAGCAAAAACAAGCAAGGAAAACAGUAGGGUAUGAUAUUAAAGCCCCAAAAUCUUCAGUUUGUGGCUAUCUUAAGGUGUCGGGUGCAUAUAAUUAUAGUGUCAGACUAGAAGUGGAAAGAACUGGGUUUAAAUGUUUUCUCCACCAUGCAGCUCACUGUGUCAGUCACCUGGCCUACCUCACAGGGUUGUUGUUAGGAUAUAAAAUGGGCCGUGGGACCCUAUACACCACCCUGAGCUUAAAAAAAAAGCUACUUGCCUGUCUUAUUUCCCAAAGAAAUUCAAGGAAGCUAACAGAUUAAUAACUAGCAUUAUUCCAAACUAAACCCAAUACAAUGAAAAACAGAUUAACAAAUCUGGUCACACAACCUAAGCUAGUAGAAAAGUUAUUUAAUGAGCCAAAGGCUUUAUUAAAAAACCAAUUCUUCAUGGGGUGCAUGAAAUAAUACAUUGAAUGAGCCUGUGUUCCUUUGAUAAUGAAUAAUAACGAUAAAAGGUAAUGAAUAAAAUGGACCCGGGGUGUGACUAGAGAUUUGUGUAGAUUCUUUUCCCCUGUGAACACAGGUCAGUUCUUCUAAACUUUGCCAUACAAAGAGUACAGGAAGCUUGGAUGCUGUAACCAUCUGAAUGCCCAUCAGCAUUUUCCAAGACAAAACGCAUCACGGAGGUAAAUAAAAUCCAGAUCACCUCCGCUGCUAAUAACUGGGAGGUGAUUUCUACACUGGUUAUUUUUUGUUCAGUCUUUUGUAGCUGCCAUAAAUUUGUGCUUAUCCCAGUUUGCUAUUGUGAUUGUGAUACAACAAGCGAUUGGCAAAGUGCAUUGAUUUUUUUCUUACAAAUAUCCCCUUACAUUCAAGGUUAUUACUGUUUUGGGUUUUUUUGCCUGAAAUGCCAUUUAACUCACCCUGGGGAUCUUGUGAGGACUGAUGCAGAAUGCAAACAUUUUAAGGGCUUGUGCACUCAUUAAAGUUUGCCCAUCGGUUCUUUUGCUACUAAGAGACAACUAUAAGGCCUAAUAAGUUAAAAGCAGAGGUAAGCAAGAAUCUGUGAUGGAAAGGGAGGUAAUUUCCUCCUCUCUGAAUUCAUCCAUCCCCAUUCUGCCCCUGCCUGUGAUUGCUUGGGCUGUGUUUAAUGGUGUUACUUAUAUUUCUGUUUUGUAAGCCUGUGUUUGAUUUUAUUGUAGAAAGAUGGGAGUUAAAUGCAUGAAAAAAUGCAAUAAAAUAAACUUCUCCAACUUCAAGGUGCUGCUACAAGACUCCUUCUUGGUUUUUUCCUGCAACAGAUGGACAUGGCUACCCGUUUGGAAAUAAAUUCUGAUUGUACACUUCUCCAGGCAGGGACCUGUCCUGUGGUUAUCUGUUUCUGUCUUCUUCUUUUUUAAAGUUCCUUUUCCACAAUUAAAGCGUUCAGCAAGGAAUUACUUCUUUUUGUGAAUAUCAUGGUCACUGGUAUGUGACCAAAAGGAAACACCAGGAAGAACUUUCUGCUGUUUUGACAGUGGAAUGGUCUCUCUCAGGAGGUUUUGGACUCUCCUUCCUUGGAGGUUUUUAAGCAGAGCUUGAAAGGCCAUCAUAGUUGAGCUUCUUGCAUAGCCCUCGGGGUCCCUCCCAACUAUACAAUUCUAUGGAAAGGUAAUUCUGCCCACAUGUCUCAAGACGUUUAACACCCUCCUUGCUAGACAGCCUUCUGGGUCCUCCUCCACAUUCUCCAGGGAAAGGAAGACACCGACCUUUCUCCCUGGCUGGGAAGCGUAAGGGAGGCACCCGGCCAGGAAAAUCGCAGCCUCCCCACUCCCUAAUGGAAGAGGAGCUGCAUUAAGCCCAUUAACAUCCGCCAAAUGGUUAUCAUCAAUUUUUAAUCAGAAAUAAGACCAGAAAUAUGGUAAGCAGCAGCUCCCAGCAGCAAGUAAAUUUAAAUAACGCCAAUAGGGGAAUCCAAUCACUUAAGCGCAGGAACUCGAGCAGCAAUGGGGGAGCAGAGGGGUGCGCGCCGCUACUCCAAAGGAGAAGGCGACAGGCAGCUAUGUUAACGGAGAUCGAAGCGCUGCAAAAAAGAAAAAAGCCAGCCGAUCCCUCGGACCCAUUAACCCCUUCCUAGGUCGCCCUCUCUCUUUGGCGCCCCGCGCGCGCAACCAAACACACACACACACACCAGCACACAGCCGGUGCCAGAUUUUCCCGCCUCUCGCCUGCAGGACCCAGCCGCGCGGGCAGCUUUUGCAAAAAGCUGGAUCUUGCACGGCAUCUCCGCACUCCGCAGCUGGUCCAAUGGGCUAAAGGGAGAUCCAUCCCGCGGCUCUGCGGGGCCGCCUUCCAGCAGCCUUGGAGAGAGGCUCCUUCGGCGGCAGCUCCCUGGCCCCGUCGCCAGAGUUUGCAGAGCGCCCUGAGAGCGCAUGCUGGACGGGGCGAGGGUGGAGGGGCCAGCGAGGUCCCUGUCCCCUCCUCCUCCUCCCCUCGAGUGAUCCGGUGCCCGACGGAGGAAGGAGGGCGAGAGGGGGUCAGGAGGAGGAUGGGGGCCGGCCUCCCCCCGGGGCUGCUGGCGCUGGGGGCGGCUUUGCUGUGCCCGCCGCCCUGCCAGGGCAGCUGCGCGGAGCUGAAGUGCGGCGAGCAGGAGAGCUGCUGCAGCUACGGCAACGCCACCUACCCGGAGGUCAAGUGCUGCCGGCUGCCCUUUCACACGUUCCUGGACAACGUGGGCUGGUUCGUGAGGAAGCUCUCGGGGCUGCUCAUCUUGCUGGUGCUCUUCGCCAUCGGCUACUUCCUGCAGCGCGUCAUCUGCCCGAGUCCGCGCAGGAACAGCCGUCGGCGCCCCGGACGCCGCCGCCGCGACGAGGACGACGACGACGACGAUGGCGACGGCGACGAGGGCGACGGGGACUCGCUGGCCCGGGGAGGCACCCCGCUUAACGCCACGGCCGCCACGUCGCAGGACUCGCUGCUCGACAGCGGCCGGAGCAGCCAGGCGCCGCCGCCGCCGCCCCCCCACCUGCCCCUCGUGUCGCCCGUCUUCUUGCAGCUGCCCAGCUACGAGGAGGUGAAGUAUUUGCCCACCUACGAGGAGUCCAUGCGCCUCCAGCAGCAGCCCCUCGUCCUCCCCGUCACCAGCCUGGCCACGGGCGCGGGGAGAGGCCUCGCGGGGGCGGGCAGCUGAGGACCCGCUUUCCCAUAGGGCCCCCCCCCCGUCCCGAGGGGGCGGCGGCGCGCGUGGCCCGACGGAGCUGCCCCUUUCCACGGAGACGCCGGGGCGGGU
Molecule: messenger RNA, 5134 nt
Organism: Podarcis lilfordi (Lilford's wall lizard)
Lineage: Eukaryota; Metazoa; Chordata; Lepidosauria; Squamata; Lacertidae
Source: the annotation of a GenBank genome assembly